Lactuca sativa (garden lettuce) is the source of this 2733-nucleotide messenger RNA. Its product is annotated as dynamin-related protein 4C. The record is from RefSeq and is a predicted model, not a curated record. NCBI's taxonomy places the organism in Eukaryota, Viridiplantae, Streptophyta, Magnoliopsida, Asterales, Asteraceae. Gene Ontology annotation, molecular function: microtubule binding; GTP binding; GTPase activity. Gene Ontology annotation, cellular component: microtubule; cytoplasm; membrane.
UUUGUGGGUAGCAGUGACAUAUAGAGGUGCACAAAAGAAACCGGUUUUUCUUAAGUAAAAAAAUCCUAUAUCCGAUCCAAAAUCGGUUUUUAGGAAGUUCAGGUAAGAAACUUGUAUGGAUUUAUUUUACCUGUUGGAUACGGGUCAAGUUUUCAAAAAAAAAAAAAAACCUGUGAAUCCAUUUGCAUGAUCGCCUUUUAGAGUUUCGUAGCCUUUUAAGUCUUGCCCAAAAUUUGCCAAUAUUUCCAAAUCUUUUAUUUUUUUCGUUAAUUCGUUGGAUUCUUUGCUUUUAUUUCCAUGCUUUUAAUUUCUCUUCAACUUAUUGUUAUCCAUACAUAUAAAAGGUAACAAUAAAGUCUUUGAAGCUUUAGUAGCAUAACAAAAUUAAUUAUAAAUCUUGCCAUUUACAAAUUGUCUUCCACCUCUCCUUCCGGUUCCGACAACAAUGGCCGACAGCAUCAACGCCGCCGUUCAAGUUACCAACGGAACCACAUCAAACAACGGCGGUGAGAUGAUACAUCCUCCGCCUAUUAUUUCAUCUUAUAACGACAAGAUACGCCCCAUUCUUGAUGCUGUCGACAGUCUCCGUCGACUUAAAGUCACACAAGAAGGCAUCGCUCUCCCCACCAUCGUGGUCGUCGGAGACCAGUCCUCCGGCAAGUCCAGCGUUCUAGAGUCACUUGCCGGCAUAAGUUUGCCUCGUGGACAAAACAUCCGCACAAGGGUACCACUUAUUAUGAGGCUUCAAAACCAUUCAGAUCCUUUGCCUGAACUCCUACUUGAGUAUCAGAAAAAAUCCGUUAAGAUCAUGGAAGAAAACCACAUAUCAAAUGCCAUUGAUAAGGCUACAGUGGAGAUAGCCGGAAACAACAAAGGGAUAUCAAAUGUUCCAUUAACUUUGGUUGUCAAGAAGAAAGGUGUUCCGAAUCUCACCAUGAUUGAUUUGCCAGGAAUUACAAGAGUUGCCAUCGGUGAUCAACCCGAAAACAUUUACGAACAAAUAACAGAUAUGAUUAUGGAGCACAUAAAGCCAGAAGAAAGCAUUAUUUUGAAUGUUCUUUCAGCAAGUGUUGAUUUCGCGACAUGUGAAUAUAUUUGCAUGUCACGACGUGUGGACAUCAAUGGACAACGAACACUAGCUGUAGUAACCAAAUCCGAUCUUUCCCCAGAUGGCUUACUUGAGAAAGUUACAUCAAAUGAUGUGAACAUCGGAAUUGGCUAUAUCUGUGUUAGAAACCGGAUCAAAGAUGAAACCUAUGAAGAAGCUCGAAUCCAAGAAGAAAAGCUCUUUGAAACUCAUCCCUUGUUGUCCAACAUUGAUAAAUCGAUGGUUGGUGUUCCUGUAUUGGCCUGUAGACUUGUUGAGAUUCAAUCAAUGAUCAUAUCGAAAUGUUUUCCGGAUAUUGUAAAGAAGAUCAAUGAGAAGCUAUUAGCUUCUGUUUUGGAGCUCAACAAAUUACCCCGGGUUCUUAGCAGCAUUGCGGAUGCAAUGAUUGCUUUUAUGCAAAUCGUUGGGUCCCUCAAGGACACUUUUCAAACGAUUAUGAUCCAUGGUGAGUUUGAGUAUUUGGAUGAUAAAGAAAUGAUUUGCAGUGCUCGAUUGGUUGAAAUGUUGGAUGAAUUUUCAAAAGAACUCCAUAAGAGCGUCAUAUUUCGUGGAAACUUUCUAGUUGAGGAGAUACAGGUUUUAAAGGAAGCCAAUGGGAUGCGGUUGCCUUCUUUUCUUACACAUUCUAUGUUUAUGUGCUUACUUAAGAGAAAACUGAAUAGUAUAUCAGAUUUACCAGUUAGUUUUGUAAACAAAGUAUGGGGCUAUCUUGAAACUGUAGUAGUUAGCGUCUUGAUUGAUCAUUGUGGGAGUUAUCCACAAAUGCUUCCUUCCAUAAAGAAAGCAUGUCUUAAUGUGAUGUUACUUAUGAAGGAGAAGUUGAUAGAAAGGGUUAUUGAAAUGAUAGAGAUGGAGAAAGUCACAGAUUACACGUGUGACCCCGAUUACAUUGCUUCUUGGAACAAGUUAAUGGGUAAGAGUCGUGAUAGGUUUUUAAAGGCUGUCACCAUUUAUGAACCUGAAUGGGAAUUAGAUGAUUUUGAUCCAGCUGAAUUUGAUAUGGAAGGUUAUGGGAAGAUUAGAGUGGAACAUCUAUUUUCUGUUCCAUCAGAUACAAGAAAUCAAGCAUUCGAUUUAACGAUGAGAGUCGCAGCUUACUGGAACAUUGUGUUGAAAAGAAUGGUGGAUUGGAUAGCUCUUGAGCUUCGUUUUGCGAUACAUAAAAUGGUGAAACAAGGAAAUGGAGAAGGAGAUAGUAAACGAGGUGAUGGUGCGUGGUGGUGGUAUGGAGAAGAUGCUGGAAGAACCAACAUCGGUGGCUGCAAAGAGGGAGAGGCUUCAAAAGAGUAUCAGUUUGCUCCAAGAAUCAAAAGAAAUAGGGAAAAUGACUUGUAAGGGUAACAAAGUAUUAUACUUGUACAAAAAAUACCAUUGAACUUUUUUUUGUGCACAUAUCACCAAUCAACUAUAGCUUUUGUACACAUAUGACCAUUAAACUUCACAUUUGUUCAAAAAAUACCAUUAUAUUACCGAUAAUAAUAGGUCAUUAGCCACAUAACAUGCCACGUGGCAUGCCAUGUGGCUGCUGACGUGGAUUUUACUGUUUAUUAUGUACACAUUAUACCAUUAAACUAUUUUUUUGUACACAUUAUACCAUUAAACUGUUUUUUGUACACAUUAUACCA